Vespa mandarinia (Asian giant hornet) is the source of this 1111-nucleotide messenger RNA. RefSeq lists its product as uncharacterized. Lineage: Eukaryota; Metazoa; Arthropoda; Insecta; Hymenoptera; Vespidae. The record is from RefSeq and is a predicted model, not a curated record.
AGAAUAAUGAAGAAAUCGAUGUUAUCACCUAAUAUCCUUGUAUUCUCUUGUUUCAUACUUUUUGAAUAUCUAAUAAAAAGUGUGACCUUGGAAUCUUCCAUCUUGAAGAUCGACGAGAAGUUCGGGAAAAAAGUGAAAAGUUCACCAUUGCAUAUGAUCUUGCUUACUCAGAAAGAUUAUAUUCAGUUUCUCAGAUGGGAAUUGCCAGUGCCAAAUAUCGAAGAAUUUACUUUUUGUUUAUGGUUGCGUUCCGACAACUUUACUCGUCCACAUUCAAUUUUUUCUUAUUCCAAAAAUGAGAAAGAUCGAUUGAUUCGGGCUUGGAUAUCUGCAAAGGGUCGAAGAGUACAUUUAGAAAUCGGUGGUAUCAAAGUUUUCGAGGAAACUAUUAUUUUUAAAGAAAACCGAUGGUAUCACAUAUGCCAAAGUUGGGAAAAUCGAUUAGGUCGAUUUGCAUUGUGGUUAAAUGGACGAAUCAAGGUACAAGGUUAUUCGGAAAAGACAGUAAAUCACGUUGUACCAGAAGGAGGCGACAUAGUACUAGGGCAAGAGUACACAGAUUUUGACAAAGGAUUGGAAGACGGUAUCGAAGGAUCGAUAUUUGGUUUUAAUCUUCUCUUAAAGUCAGCAUUCGACGAUGAAUCUCCGAUUAUAUCGAUCGACCAUACUUCAUCGAUUCAAACGAGUUCUUUUCACGGUACUCAUUAUCUACCAAGGACGAUUUUCAAAAUUUCAAAAGAUUAUCACGAGGAAGAAGAUUCGAGAUUAUUGUCAAUAACCGAUCAUAGAAAACAACUAGUACGUCUAAUUAACACGGCAAAUAGAUCUUCACCAUUGGGACAAGAAUUGGUGAAACUUUCUUACGUACGUUGUGAAUUGGGUAAAGGCAGUCCGCAUAUAGGUGGUUCACUUAUGCUAAUAUCAUGGAGUAGAACACCGGUACGUAUAUUUGGCGGUGCGAUACUGAAGAAUGCCAGAAAGAAUUGCGGUAAUUUCUAAAAAUAGUAAGAGCCUAGAGAACUCUCCCUUUCACUACAUCGCUCAAUCCCUUCUUCCUUCAAUUUCCUCCACCUCGACUAUUUUACUCCGAGCUAAUAAACCUUAGACAGAC